This is a messenger RNA of Phragmites australis (common reed), 1754 nucleotides long. RefSeq lists its product as uncharacterized. The transcript has 4 exons. The record is from RefSeq and is a predicted model, not a curated record. Lineage: Eukaryota; Viridiplantae; Streptophyta; Magnoliopsida; Poales; Poaceae. The coding region runs from base 174 to 1754 and encodes 526 amino acids.
CCACCGCUGCCCUACGACGCCCACUAGAGAAGAGCCAGUCGGAGCGGCGCCGGAGUACCUCGGCGACCCCGAUCGCCUUCCUUGCCGCUGCGGGUCUGCCUGCACCGCGUCGCCUCGCCACUGCACCGACCCGCCACGGCCCCGCUAGCCUGACUCCACCGCCACCCUAGAGGAUGGAGGACCGUGAGUGGAUGUACACGGGCCGCGCAAGUCAGGGUCAGGUCACCAAUGAAUGGAUCGACAAGACCGAUGCUUUCUUGGAACGGGCAUUUGGCGUGGCUGCUAAAGGAGCGAGUAAAAUUUGCUAUCCCUGCAGCAAAUGUGCAAACAGGAAAAGACAAACGAAGAAGGUCAUGGGGGAACAUCUUUGGAAGAAUGGAUUUACGGCAGACUAUACCCGGUGGGUCUACCAUGGUGAAGCCGAUCGUAUGAGAGAGGAGGUGGUGAGACCACGCGUCGAGGAUUAUGAUGCUGAUGCCGGGGUAGCAAACAUGUUAAAUGACUAUCACGAGGCACAGUUCGCUGAAGGCCGUACGGAGGAGGAGCCAGAGGCAACCGCAAAGGCGUUCUACGACAUGUUUGCCGCGGCACAGAAACCCCUUCACGGCCAGACAAAGGUUUCUCAACUGGAUGCCAUUGGACGCAUAAUGGCGUUAAAGUCCCAGUAUAGCCUGAGUCGAGACGCCUUCGAUGGUAUGUUGACAGUUAUUGGCAGCCUGCUUCCGGAGGGUCACCUUCUGCCAAAGAGCAUGCACGAGUCACAGAAACUCCUUCGUGCACUUAAGAUGCCGUAUGAGCAGAUACAUGCUUGCCCGAAGGGGUGCGUCCUAUUUAGGAAAGAAUACGUGGAAGCAAAGUACUGUCCAAAGUGUAAAUCAUCUAGGUUCCUGGAGGUAGGUUCUGGUGAUGGCCAGAAGAGGCAGCUUGACAUUCCCGUGACAAUCCUACGGCACCUUCCGUUCAUACCGAGGAUCCAACGGCUAUACAUGACCGAGGAAUCCGCGAAACAGAUGACAUGGCACAAAAAUGGCAAACGAUACAAUCCUGACAGGAUGGUACAUGCAUCCGAUGGUGACGCAUGGACCCACUUUGAUGGCAUUCAUCAUGAGAAAGCUAAAGAGGCUCGUAAUGUACGUGUUGCGCUGGCAACAGAUGGGUUCAAUCCUUAUGGAAUGAUGGCUGCCCCAUACACAUGUUGGCCCGUGUUCGUUAUCCCCCUCAAUCUCCCCCCCGGCAUAUGCUUUCAACGACAGAACGUAUUCUUGUCGUUGAUAAUUCCUGGACACCCGGGGAAUAAUAUGGGUGUGUUCAUGGAGCCUGUGAUUGAUGAAUUGGUCCGUGCUUGGGAGGAAGGGGUAUGGACAUACGAUCGAGCUACAAAGAAAAACUUCAAAAUGCAUGUUUGGUACCACUACUCCCUGCAUGACUUCCUGGCGUAUGGGAUAUUCUGCGCCUGGUGUGUUCACGGGAAGUUCCCAUGCCCAGUAUGCAAGGAAGGUCUGAGGUUCAUUUGGUUGCAGAAGGGUGGCAAGUAUUCAUCGUUCGACAAACAUCGGCAAUUCCUCCCUCUUGACCAUGCAUUCAGACGAGACAUCAAGAACUUUACGAAAGGUGUCGUAGUGACAGACCCUGCACCACCGAUAAUGACUGGGGCCACGGUUCGUGAACAGAUAGAUGGUCUCGAGGUCAAUCCAGAAGGUGGUUUUGUGGGAUAUGCUUUGUGCCAAGGAGUUAUCUCGGACCGUGAUUGCUGA